Molecule: messenger RNA, 462 nt
Organism: Daphnia pulex (common water flea)
Lineage: Eukaryota; Metazoa; Arthropoda; Branchiopoda; Diplostraca; Daphniidae
Exons: 3
Coding region: 1-462 (153 amino acids)
Biological process (GO): protein phosphorylation; positive regulation of Ras protein signal transduction
Molecular function (GO): protein serine/threonine kinase activity
Source: RefSeq, a predicted model, not a curated record
AUGAGUAAACGUAAAAACGAGGAAAGUGAAAUUGUAAUUUAUUCCAGUCCUGUCAAGCAGCAGUGCGUUGCGAAUGAUGUUCGUGAAACGGAGAAAAUUUUACGCGAGUUAUCAUUGUUGUUUCCGGAAGAAAAAUUCCUCAAACGAGUUCCCCGUGUUGUUAUGAAGCACAUGAUCUACAGUCGGAUUUCAAAUCGAACGGUGGUUGACAAAGAAAUUGAUGAGUUAACUCAAAAUGGAGUCAUUAGACUAUUCAAACUGGGAAGCGAAGAAGAAUCUCUAGCUGUUUUGUUUAUGGACCAAUACAAAGAAAUUAUUAACAGGAAAUGUUCAGACUUGUCAUUAGCAAAGAAAUUUAUCAGCAAGAUUCUUGACAGAAUCAAAGAAACUACUUUAGAAAAAGAAGCUCUUAUCAGGACUGAUUUCAGUGAAGAAAAUAUUAAGUUCAACUUUGAUCCAUGA